AUGGAAAGGGGGGAGGGAAAAGCAAGAGGAAAAAAGGAAGCCCGCCCCCGGCCGCGGGGGGAUCCGCGGGGCGCAGCCCUCCCCGCGGAGCCUUUUGUUAUGCUAAUGCGGGCUGACAUCACGCCGCAUAUCAAAGCCGCGGGGGCCGCAUAUAAGGAGGCUCCGCGGGCCGCCGCGGCAGAGGCGCCCCGGCCCCCGCGCUGCUGCCCAGCCCGGCCCGGCCUGCUUGCCUUCUGAAAGCGGACGACAGUGGAGAAAAUGAAGCUGAGCCCGCAAUUUUUGUUAGCUGCUUUUCUGUCUUUGAUUCUGCAGAUGCGGAUUUGCUAUGGAAUAAAAUGGAUAGCUCUGUCCAAGACUCCUGCAGCUUUGGCCCUGAAUCAAACCCAGCAUUGCAAGCAACUUGAAGGCCUGGUGGUUUCCCAGGUGCAGCUGUGUCGAAGCAACCUGGAGCUAAUGCAGACCAUCAUCCAGGCAGCACGGGAAGUGAUAAAGACCUGCCGCAAAACUUUCUCAGACAUGCGGUGGAACUGCUCUUCUAUUGAUCUGGCUCCUAACUACCUGCUGGACUUAGAGAGAGGCACAAGGGAGUCAGCAUUUGUGUAUGCGCUUUCUGCUGCUGCCAUCAGCCACACCAUUGCUAGAGCCUGCACCACCGGGGACCUCCCUGGCUGUUCCUGUGGUCCCAUCCCAGGUGAGACACCUGGACCUGGGUAUCGAUGGGGAGGAUGUGCAGACAACCUCAACUAUGGUCUUAUCAUGGGGUCCAAAUUUUCAGAUGCUCCCAUGAAGAUGAAAAAAUCAGGAUCACAAGCCAAUAAACUGAUGCAUCUGCACAACAGUGAAGUAGGGAGACAGGUCUUGAAAGCCUCUCUUGAAAUGAAAUGUAAGUGCCAUGGAGUUUCUGGGUCAUGCUCUAUCAAGACCUGUUGGAAAGGCCUUCAAGAGCUGCAAGACAUUGCACUGGACCUCAAAAACAAGUAUUUAUCAGCCACCAAGGUUGUUCACCGGCCCAUGGGCACACGCAAAUACCUCGUGCCAAAGGAUAUCGAUAUCAGGCCGGUUAAGGAGACAGAGCUGAUUUACCUGCAGAGCUCACCUGAUUUCUGUAUGAAGAAUGAGAAGGUGGGGUCACACGGGACCCAGGACAGGCAAUGCAACAAGACCUCCAACGGGAGCGACAGCUGUGACUUGAUGUGCUGCGGCAGAGGCUAUAACCCCUACAUGGACAAAGUGGUGGAGCGGUGCCACUGCAAAUAUCACUGGUGCUGCUACGUGACCUGUAAAAAGUGCGAGAGGACUGUCGAGAGAUAUGUGUGCAAAUGAGACUCCCCCUCUUGCUCCAACCAGGAGCUGCGACGCCAGUGGCACCCAAGCACUAUUCACAGAUGAGAAAACAUUUCCCUAACUAGAUGUCGCUUAUCUUGUAAAGACACAAACUUGAAGAAAGAUCGUAGAGGAGAAAGCAAUAACACCAGUAAAAACAGGACCCUUAAGAAAAAGUAAAUGUAAAAAGCAGAAGGUUUUCUCCACCAAUAAAAUGCUCUCUGGGAAGACAAAAACUCAUUUGGGAUGGUAUCUUCUUCCAAAAUAUUUCCUGUGGUUGCCAAUGACGUCCAGCCAUCAAGUGCCUUAGUAUUUUGAGAAACAAAAGUAGAAACUUUCCUUAGGGGAAGAACAAUAACUCUUGUUGGAAAAUAAUGCCAACACCUGCUUAUGCCUUCUAGUGUGGGUAUUGGGUCUGCACUAGGACCAUCCCAGAAAGGAAAACUUUGCAGCUUUUCAGCAUUAACUCUAUUUGUUGCCAAAGACUUUAUUUUUAGCCUGGAAGCAUCCUCUCAGGAUGGCAAAGGCGGAAAGACUUUCAGGUUACUCUCCUGAAAUGAACCAAUCAUUUUAACCUUUUUUUUUUAAGCAGGUCUGCAACUUCAAAGCAACUGCCAUGGGCAAAGCUGUUCCCAUUUUACCAGAGCUGGUUUCAAACUCAACUGUUCAAAAAAAUCCUUUGGAUACUGAAGGCAGUGAGGGUAGGAUACCCUGAGAGAGGCUUUUGUGGGCAUGGGUCCACAGGAAUGUAGCAGAGUGGGUAGGAUGCAGCAAUAAAGCCAAAGAGAAAGUAAAAAACAAUUCCUGCUUGCUUUCUCUCCUGCCCUGUGGGUGUUAUGCCCUUAAUCACUGUCGCUCUGCUGUGUUGGACCACCCAAAGCCGUUGAAAUCUGCCACCUCCUCUUUUCCGCCAGCGAAGCCAUUGACCGAGCCCCGAGAAACUCCAGAGUCCUCAGCGCUGCCCAGCCCCGGCUCUCGAGAGCGCAGGCACAAAGGUUAACAGCUAUUCUCAGUAGACCGAAGUGGGAACAUGUAAAUCUCUCACAUGGCCCUGCCUUGACACAUUAUCUGUGGCUGUACAUAUUUUCUUUUGUACGCGAACGUACAGAAAUAUUUAUAAGAUAUAUCUCGUGCUUUCCUCUAUCCUCCUUAUACAUAAAUAUAUCUAUCUAUUAUAAACAAGCCUUAACAAUACUAUGAAAUAAAUGCUGAAGUUACUCAUGCAAGAGCAAAAUCCUAGAAUUAUUAUGUUUCGCUCAAGGACAUUGUUUCUUACUUGGAAAGCUACUCUAAUUUCCCUCCCAGAGAAGGGAUAAGAGGCAUUUGCUGGCAUGGAAUAGAGAAGUUCCACUAUUCCCCAUCUCCCCAGCCUGUUCGUUUUCAGCAGAAUUAGCCAAGAUACAGCUGAGGCAAUGAAACGGAGCAUUCGGAGAAAGUAAGUCACGUUCUCAUGCUGUUCUUUAGAUCAAGGAUCAUCCUCACCACUACAAUAUUCCCUCAGGCAGUGUGUUAACACAUGUGACUCAUACUUGUCAUGAGUGGUUGGUUCCUCGUUCGCGCAUGAGAAGAAGAGUUGCUGUGUAGUGGAGUUUUUGCCACUGGUUGGCUUCCCACGGACAUCCAGCUCUGUGUCUCCGUUGUGAAAGGCAGCACUGGAGAAGGUUGCCUGCUCCAGGAACAGAGCCUGUGAAAGAUUUCAGGACUUUUUAACAGACCGUGUAUGAGCAGCCAGCAAAUCUCCUCUUCGUGGAUGAAACUUCUUGUUGACCACAGUGUUCACUUGAAAGCUUCCAGUAUUCCUAAAGAUCCCUGGAUCCAGGUCUUUGAGGAUCUAGAAGAUAAAAUGUUGCCUCAAAACCACUACACAGAAAGAAGAAAAACAUGAUGUGCUUGUGGCCCGUCAUCUUUUUGAGGAACACCAUGGCCAUGAUUAGGGGCAGGAGGAAUUUCUUUCUCACUAAAUAUAUAUACAAUAAAGAGACGACAUGCACAGACAGGCCUGUGGAUCUCUAUGAGGAACUCUCUGGAGCCUACCAUAAAUUCAGUUUUUGAACCCCCUCCCCCCUGAUGUCGCAGCACCUCAGCUCAGUUCUGCCCUUCCUGUGAGGCCUCCUGGGUGCAGUCAGCCAACUUUUCCAUCCUCUAAAGUGUGUGGGGGACAGCAGGCACUUUUCUAGAGGGAAAUACGGCCAUAACACGGCUGUCUUCCUCUGAACCCUUCAUUCUCACUCAGCCGGUCUCUGAGAGUCAAGUGCCUCUGACAUGUUGCUGCACAGCCCUCAGGAAUUGGGAGAAAAAUGCCCAGCAUUGCAGGCUAUCGAGCAAAACCGGAGAUAUUUUAUUCUCCUUGGCUACUUUUAACACUACUGUAACAGGUCUGAUCUCCUCGCCUCCCUCCCUCCCCCAAUAUGUCCUGCCAAGAGCAGGCGAAAGGAAGCCUUUGGUAGGUUGUCAGUGGUUUGUGUCAUUGUCACCCCAUAAAAGCUG
Molecule: messenger RNA, 3810 nt
Organism: Rhea pennata
Lineage: Eukaryota; Metazoa; Chordata; Aves; Rheiformes; Rheidae
Gene: WNT11
Product: Wnt family member 11
Biological process (GO): neuron differentiation; multicellular organism development; canonical Wnt signaling pathway
Cellular component (GO): extracellular region
Molecular function (GO): frizzled binding; cytokine activity
Source: RefSeq, a predicted model, not a curated record